AUGGCCACGGCAAGCGAGGGCGUGCGAGCGCGGUGCGGCGGCAGGCAGCGGGGCGGCGUGCGGCGGGCGGUGGGGCGUGGCGAGCAGGCGCGGCGGGUGCACAAGCAGGCGUGGCAGAGCUGGCGAGCACGGGCGGACGCGCGACAACAGCUGCAGGCGGCCGCCAGCGCGCGUGUGCUAGCAGGCGCGCGCGUGCUGCUUGCUAAAUCUGACUUUUGGAAGGCAAAAUAUGACCAUGAAGCCGCCAAAAAGGUGAGGGCUGCCAAGAAAGCCGCCAAGAAAACCACCAAGAAGCAUAAGAAAAAACCAUGUGCCUCUGAAAUGCUUGAGCUAGAUGACAGCUCUGAGUCGGAGGAUGACACGGGGCUAGCCAAGCAGUUGAAGAAGAGUGGACAAGCAAAGCCUAGCAAGAAGGCAAAGGUGACCAAGCCAGCUGAGGAUCCUGAAAUUGUUGAACUCAGUGAAGUAUUGUCUGGCUACCUCAACCAAGUACACUCCAGACGCGAUCUUGAAAUCGAUAUGGUGAAGCAGAUGCAUCAGAAAUAUGAGGAUGCCACUGCUGAUCUUCAAUCACAAUUGUCUGAUGCAAAGACCCGGCUGAAGAGUCAAGAAUCUGAGACCCGGAAAGCUGAGUCAAAAUUCAAAUUUAGCGUGGCUGAAAUGGAAAAACUGAAGACCAGCUUUGAGGCAGAGAGAAACACUUGGGUUGAAGAAAAGACUGCUUUGAUGCAGCGAACUGAAAAAGCAGAGGCGACUCUUCAAGAGGUGACCACUGAGCUCACCGGUUUAAAAUACCGUCUAUGCCAGAUGGUUUCUGCUAUCUUUGGUCCCAGGAGCAGCAAUCUUAACCAAGAUAUGCUUGUGAAGCUCAAAGAUGUUUACACUCUUGUUGAACAGCUAUACACUGGAGCUCAGCGUGCACCGGCCACAAUUUCUCCAACUAAUCAAGCACCUACUCUCUUGGUAGAUAUCUUGAAAAAACUUUCUGUGCUGCCUGCCAGGAUGGAUGAGAUGAAGCGGUCAUCUGCAAGAGCCGGUGCCGUGACGGCUUUGAGCCAGGCCAAGGCAUGGCUAUCAGAGCUAGACCCGUCUGAAGUAGCUACUGGAUAUCCAAGCUUAAAAGAAGAUGGAACUUCAUUUGAUCAAAAAGACUUUGCUGCCUGUGUGAAAGAAAUACGCCCUCUGGCCAGUCUGAUUGCGAAUGAACUGGAUCUGUCGAAAUAUCACCCGGCUUACAACAUGGAGAAUCAGAAGAUGCCCAUGUCGGCUUACAAAGUGAUGGGUUUAAUCCCUCCAAUCCGUAAACAUAAUUUCGCCCCUGAAGUUGACCCGUCUGGACUUAUAGAUGAUGAGGCUGAAUUUCAAGCUUUAUGUGGCAUUGAUUGGUCAUCACCAAAUCUCCAGACGAUGGAAGAGGACGAAGAUUCGGAAAAGGAUGAUCCAGAGGCCUCAAGUCAGCAAGGCCAAGAAGAGUGA
This is a messenger RNA of Aegilops tauschii subsp. strangulata, 1476 nucleotides long. The record is from RefSeq and is a predicted model, not a curated record. NCBI's taxonomy places the organism in Eukaryota, Viridiplantae, Streptophyta, Magnoliopsida, Poales, Poaceae.